AUGAGCCUCCCUAAAAGGGUCUCUCUCUGGACCAUGGUGGAUGUGUUCGACGGGGUCAAGGAGAAGCACCCCUACCAAAAGAGUGUCCUCCAACUGGCCAUCGUGAAGCAUGAAAUAUCCAGUAACUAUCUUCAGUAACUCCUCUACUUACCAAAUGUUGUCUUAGUACAAAACAACCUAAGGUCAUGUACAGCAGUCAUCAUUGAUACACUGCUAUGAUCUAAAAAAAGAGUGAAUAUAUGUGAUAUUUUAUCCCUGGCCUACUCCAUCCCUGUACUGUAUGUAUCGGAUGCCUGCAGACAGUACACCACAAAAUGACAUGGAACAUUAACUGCCUGCGAUGAUCUUCCCAAUUACUGUUAAUGGUACAGAACACAGAGCUCAUUCACAGUGUCAAUACUGUUUUAAUGUUUCAUCAGCAAAUCCUUCACAGGUGCUGACCAAAAACAUACAGUAAAAACAACUGUUGCAUGACUAAUAAAACCUUGUGUCCUAAGGCUUGGGUCCUGGGACUGUGGUUUGCCCACCGUGGUUUCUUGAGUUGGGGUCAAAUGCAUUUGAAUUCAAGUCAAUUUAGGAAUUGAAUUUGACACCGAAAUCAAGUUCAUCAUGCAAUUUAUCCAAUUUUCUAUUUGAAAUCCAUGCACCCAGCCUGAAUUGACAAGCAUAAUUUUGCCCCCAACUCUAGUAGCCUCCUUGCUCUGCCCCUCCCCAGGCCGAGCUCUGCUGAUGAUGGGUGAGCACCAGUUGGAGAGGAUGGGGGUGGAGGGGGAGCAUCUUCAGGAGAUCCUACUGGACAUUCUUCGCCUCAGGUUCCAGGAGGAAUUGGAGAACCUCAACAACAUCUUCUCUGCUGAGGGAUUCUACAGUCUCCUCUUAAAGAGAUAG
Coregonus sp. 'balchen' is the source of this 888-nucleotide messenger RNA. NCBI's taxonomy places the organism in Eukaryota, Metazoa, Chordata, Actinopteri, Salmoniformes, Salmonidae. The record is from the annotation of a GenBank genome assembly.